Aspergillus novofumigatus IBT 16806 is the source of this 1219-nucleotide messenger RNA. RefSeq names its product putative 2-hydroxychromene-2-carboxylate isomerase. The record is from RefSeq and is a predicted model, not a curated record. The transcript has 5 exons. The coding region runs from base 1 to 804 and encodes 267 amino acids. Gene Ontology annotation, biological process: glutathione metabolic process. Lineage: Eukaryota; Fungi; Ascomycota; Eurotiomycetes; Eurotiales; Aspergillaceae. Gene Ontology annotation, molecular function: glutathione peroxidase activity; glutathione transferase activity. Gene Ontology annotation, cellular component: peroxisome; mitochondrion.
AUGGAGAGAGGCAGCGGCGGCCUGGAAUUGCCGGAAAGUCCGUAUACGAGCGUCUACAUCAGAGAGCAUGAAGUACUUCGUAUACGAUAUAGCAUCAAUGGGGACAGCCUCGGCAGUCCCGCUGAUGGUGACUCAGCGGCCAUGGCCGCUCCCAAGAUUACACUCUACUUCGACAUCGUGAGCCCGUUCGCUCAUAUAGCGUUUCAUGUAUUGAAGCACUCUCCGACCUUCGCCAAGUGCGAUAUUACAUAUGUGCCCAUUUUCCUGAGUGGGUUGUUGAAGGCAUGCGAGAAUACUCCACCCCUCCGGAUCAAGAACAAGGCGCAAUGGACCAACCAAGAACGGCUCCGCUGGGCCCGCUACUUCUCCGUUCCCAUUGUUGAACAAACACCGGCAGGCUUUCCGUCCCUGACUGUGGCAGCGCAGCGUGCUCUGUGCGCCAUCUCGCAAAAGGCGCCGGAACGCUUUGUUCCCGCUAUCGAGGCGCUCUUUCAGUCCUACUGGGUCGAAGGGAAUAGCCAGGUCGGACAACCUGAGGGAUUCGGCCCCGUCCUGGAGAAAGUGCUCGGCAAAGAAGGCGCACAGCAGAUCCUCAACGCCGCGAGCCAAGAUGAGGUCAAAUCGCUCUUGUCGGCCAACACUGAUCGUGCAUUCAAGUCCGGUGCCUUUGGGCUUCCCUGGUUUGAGUGCACGAACUCCAAGGGUGAGACAGAAGGGUUCUGGGGAAACGACCAUCUGGGCCAAGUCGCCGAGUUCUUGGGAUUGGAUCGCAGUCUGGACAAAGGUUUCCGGGCGGUGCUGUAGCCCGUAGGAUAAAGGGCGUAACAUGAUGUCUAAUUUGUCGCUUUCCGAUAUUUUUUCUGCUGUCAUUUCGCAGUUCGCGAUUCUGCUUGCCAUUGGUGUCGUAGCUAGGCGGAUCGUCAAUUUGAAUGUAUGUACAUCGAUUUUCUCAGAUGAGGCCAAGCCUCGGCAAUGUCAUUGCUGCUUCGAAGGCCGCACCGCAUCGCUCUUGUGCCUUUCCUGCAGAAACUCGACGAUUCGCUCCUUGGGCAGCUCAUCAAUCCUGCGGGCUUCUUGCGGAUCGCAGUCUGUCUCUUAUCAGCCAUCAACCAAUCUAUUCAAUCAAUCAAUCGAUAACUAAAUGAACAAACCUUCAACUCCCGUACCUGUACUCUCCUCCGCCUGUUUACUCCCCAUCGUGAUCGAGUACGCCGUAUCC